AUGGUGGACACCUCAAGCAACACAGGCGUGAACAAGGCCCAACUGGUGUCGACGCACGAUGGCCGUGUCAUAGUACCUGCAUACGACUGGUCUACUUUUCUUGGGCAAUAUUUCAAAAAAAUCCCGAACAUAAAAAAAUUCCACCACUUUAGAUUUUCUAAGGAUGAACCAGGUGUGGUUUACUGCCGAGAAUAUUUGUCAUCUCCGGAACAAGCGUGUGUGCUACUGAAGGAUGGUGCUGUCAUCCCACCAGGUUCAGUUCUUCCGCAGAAGAUCAACCCAGAAGGAUUAAGUGACGAACGCAGGAACUACUUAUAUCGCGAAAUAAGACAGUUUUGUAAGCCUGGAACGGAAGAUUUAGUUGCACCAGUGCCAUGA
Molecule: messenger RNA, 378 nt
Organism: Porites evermanni
Lineage: Eukaryota; Metazoa; Cnidaria; Anthozoa; Scleractinia; Poritidae
Source: the annotation of a GenBank genome assembly